AUGACAGCACCCACCAGUAUCUACAGCCCUCUGGAUACGGCACGUCGGCAGAUUCGGCUUUUGCGCUUGCACUCGUCCGGCUUGUUCGACGACGACGUUCCCCGAUGCGGUCUACUCACCGUGUCCCUCGACAGCCAAGUGCGUCCCAGCUACGAAGCAGUCUCCUACCGCUGGGCGGAGAAGGCGGGAACAGAGCGUAUAGUCGUCGAUGGUGUGCCCACAGUAGUCCCAGCGAGCGCCGCGAACGUUCUGAGGCAGUUCCGUCGGUCGGAUGGUGGUCGCAUGCUCUGGAUAGAUGCCAUCUGCAUCAACCAAGCUGAUGUGCGUGAGUGGAGUAGCCAGGUGGCUCUCAUGCGCGACAUCUACAGCUGCACGGAGCGGACGUUGGUAUGGAUGGGCGAUGCGGACGAAAGCACCGAAGCCGCCUUUGCGACUUUUGACAAACUGGCGAGCGAUAUCCAUCAGAACCAAGAACAAUAUGCGAGGGUGGAAGACGCCUACGUCCGGCGCCAUGAUAUACUAAGGGAAACCGAUAAGCCUUUGCCAAUAGGUUGCGAUCUAGCAGCGCUCGAUGCCGCCUUCUCACGGCCGUGGUUCGGACGUCUAUGGGUGGUGCAAGAAGUCGCUUUUGCACCAGCUACACUGUGCCGAUGUGGUGCCUGGGAAGUCUCCUGGUAUCGCGUCGGUCAGAUUACACUGUGGUUGUCUCAUAAGUCCUCCACGACGGAUUGGGACCGCUCAGAACACUGCGAAGACGGUUUAAAUACAGCCCUUCGCGGCAACUUCGUUCCGCGCACCCAGAGGCUCAUGGACCUCCUUGAUUUUGCGACGUAUAUGGAAACGACGGACUUGAAAGACAAGGUAUAUGGAGUCCUGGGCCUUCAGCGCCGGGAGCAGCUCCAAGUUGCUGAGCCUGCCGACCUGCCUAGCGAGCUGGAAGUCGAUUAUGAGAGGAGCUUACCCGAGACAUACUCUCAAGCCACCUGCGAGGCCAUACGGCAAGAGCAAAGGCUCGCACCACUGAGACUUGUCAGAGACGGGGCCUCCGGCCGGUCGGCCGCAGACGACAGAUUUCCCUCUUGGGCGCUCAGGCCAGAUAUCCGGAUAGACUUCCACUUGGGAGAUGCAACACGUCUCCAGAGGUGGCGCUAUGCUGCCGACUCGAAUUCUCCUCCGAGCGCCGAUGUCCGAGUUGAGUCGGACGGUGAUUCAGACUGUGUGGUGGCAACGUACGAGACUGCCUUCUCUGGUUCUUCUCUGGAGCUGUGCCAAGUGUUUCCACAGCUGUUGCCGUUCCUCAAGCGACAUGUACGGCCGUGUGAGGACACGAAGCUCGCCGAUGACCUCUUGACUAGCGUCGCCUGCAUCAAGUACCGUGCUGCAAACGUCGUUGUCGACACUGCGACACGCGCCCAAGUUGUCCGACUCUUUCUCGGGGGCCAAUUGGCUGAGCUUCUUACGGCGAGCGACGCAGUCAAACUCGUCACCACGGACGGCGCCGGUACGUGCUCCCACCGUCGCCUGUUCGUCACUGCCUCCAGGCGCAUGGGAAUCGGACCGAAGAGCACGCAAGAGGGCGACCGGAUUGCGGUGCUCUUUGGGGAAUGUUUGCCCUACGUCCUUCGUCCGCAAGCGCAAGCUGCUGAAUCCGCCCUCCUGCCGCCACCGGAAGAGCCUCGGAUCGAAGUAGCAGAAGACAACAACGGAACUACAAUGUCCUCCACGGGCUCAACAAGCACAACGACGACGACGACGCGGAGAUCGCUGCCCGUUGGAGAACCGACACUACUCACAUCUGCGGGUGAAGACGAGAAAAAGGUGCUGAAAGGAAAGUAUGAGCUGGUCGAGCACUGCUAUGUCCACGGGAUCAUGGACGGAGAAGCGGUGCGAGAGCACAUGGCCGCUGGCAAGCCUCUUGAGAGGUUUGAGUUGGUGUAG
Messenger RNA from Anthostomella pinea, 1938 nucleotides. The record is from the annotation of a GenBank genome assembly. NCBI's taxonomy places the organism in Eukaryota, Fungi, Ascomycota, Sordariomycetes, Xylariales, Xylariaceae.